Naegleria lovaniensis is the source of this 2316-nucleotide messenger RNA. RefSeq lists its product as uncharacterized. The coding region runs from base 1 to 2316 and encodes 771 amino acids. Gene Ontology annotation, molecular function: protein serine/threonine kinase activity. The transcript is spliced from 3 exons. Gene Ontology annotation, biological process: actomyosin structure organization; peptidyl-threonine phosphorylation. Lineage: Eukaryota; Heterolobosea; Eutetramitea; Acrasida; Naegleriidae. The record is from RefSeq and is a predicted model, not a curated record. Gene Ontology annotation, cellular component: cytoskeleton; cytoplasm.
AUGGUCAAAGAAAAACUGGCUUUUACCAAUCCAAAGAAAGCUUCUGCUCCCAACACAAAGAAGCCUCAACCCAAACAGCAGCAAGUUGGCCACCCAAAAGUUCCAUCAUCAUUGAACGGAGACGAGAAUAUUUCAGCUCAACUUCCGUCAUCACAACAUCAACCUCCAAUACUAGCUGAACCACCAGUCAUCACAUUGAAGUCAAAUGACACAAUCGGAGAGGAGCCUAACAAUGAGCUUAUCAACCGAAUUAACAAGGAAAUUAGAAAUUACAGAAAGCAAAUCGCAAAACACAAAAAACUUGGAGAUGAUAUCCAAAAUCAAUUAGACUUUGAGGUAGUAUUACCAACAAUUCCUGCUUCUCUCAACAAGAAGGAACUGUCUUUCGACGAGAGCAUUGAGAGAAAAAAGAUUGAUACUCAAAUUGAAGAAGUAAAGAAGAAGGAAAAGCAGCUAAAAGAAAUGAUUGAAAUAUUGGAAUCAGAGUCAAAAUCUUUGGACACUCUAGAGUUCAUUCAAGGCUCCAUGUCUAAAGUUUUCAAUGAUUAUGAAACUCGCCAGUCUAAAUUGGAAAAAGAUGUAAAACAAUUACAAAAGGAAAUCAAACAAAAAGAUCAACAAUUAGAAGAGGCACUUCAAGCAUUGAAUACCACAAAAUACCAACUUUCGAUUCAAGCAAAUAGCAAAAAAGAGAAUGUCACAAAGUUGUCCUCAUAUGAGCAACAGCUAAACGACUUGACUGAGGAAAAUCGAAGACUUUCUUGUCAAAUCAAGGAAAUUGAAUCCCUUAAAGAAGAAAAUUCCAGACUAAAAUCCGACAAUUCAGAUGUGAACAAGUCAUUUGAGAAUUACAAAAACGAAACUUCACAACAGCUUGCUACCCAGAGAAAUACUAUUGAGGAGCAAAAGAAAACAAUCCAACAAGGAGAAGAGGCAAUUCGAAUGCAUAUAAGCAGAUUUAACCAAGCUAAUAGCGAGUUAAUGAUGCUUAGACAACAAUACAUGGAACAAGAUAAGUUCGUAAAAUAUCAACAACAUCAAAUCUCAAUGAAAAUGGAGGAGAACAGCUCCAUUGUCAAAGAAAACAACACUUUGAAAGAAGAAAAUUCGAAAUUUACAAAACAGAUCCAAGAUUUGUUAGAGACAAUCAAGAGUUUAGAACUCACUGUUUCAAAUCUCACAAACUCCAACAAACAAGUUCAAGAGAAGCUCCAGAAAACGGAGUCAGAGUCGCAGGCUACUAUUCAACAAUUAGAAGAGCAGUUAAAGCAACGUCCAGUAGUUGCAUUCCCUGUAAAGUUCGAGGAGGAUAUUAUUAACGAUGCAAUGGACCAAAAGAGAGCAAAGGAUAUUGUAGAACUCAUCCAAGUUUUGAACUUUUUCAACAUUUCCCAUCCAGACUCCUUCGAAAGGAGGUCAAUGUUUCUUUCUGACCAAAUGGCAAUGAGCCAAUCUGGAAAAGAAGUUUCAAUUCUUACUCAUGGCGAUUUUGCUGCUCUAGACUCUCUCGCUCGUUCAUUAUUUGGGCAACAGCAAACUAUUGAUCACGUUGAAGCAUCCGUCUUGGAUGGCGUCCAAAAGUUAGAGAAGAUUUUAGAUCGAUGCGACAAGGAGUACAUCCUUGGCUUGUCCUACAAAGUGAUAGCUCAGCAACUAAGGGAGUUGGCAUCCUCACACAUUUACCUCUAUGGAAAAACACUGUAUCCAUACAUUUCCUCGAGUUUUGACAGUAAUCCACUUUCCUCCAACAAUGCCAUGUUCAAUGCUCAAGGCUAUAAUAUCAAGAUGGACGAUUCAAGCAUGUCCUCGACCACAAAGCUCAAGAGCAAUUUUAUGAACAGCGAAAUUACUACUUCUACCACCUCAACGACGUCACCCUCCACAAACUUUGACACCUCCUCCAACAUUAAUAUAACGUUAGAUGUACCAAUAAGCGUCACAACUUCUCCAUCCAACACUGAAGUUUCAAAGUCGUCGAAUUGGGAAAACGAGGCCUCUUUACUCACAGUGCCAAGCGCUCCAACAGAGCAAGAAAUUGGGCAACUAUCUGCUUCACCAGCUAACCCCAAUGUUGUGGAAGGAGAUGUUGCAGAUAGUAAUUCUAACAUUGAACCACCAAACGUUCCCUUAGAGAGCCAAGUACGAUUGUCACCCUCUGCUCCUUCUCCAACAGGUGAAAUUGAAGAAGCCGUGACACCAGCCACAAAUCCUAACACCAAGAAAACUACGAACUAUUCGAGAGGAAGAGGACGAGGCUCAUAUGGCAGUCGAGGCAGACAGAGAAAGCUUUUUGUGAGAACUGAAACUAAACAAUAA